Molecule: messenger RNA, 3168 nt
Organism: Pimephales promelas (fathead minnow)
Lineage: Eukaryota; Metazoa; Chordata; Actinopteri; Cypriniformes; Leuciscidae
Gene: sox6
Product: SRY-box transcription factor 6
Biological process (GO): central nervous system development; positive regulation of chondrocyte differentiation; regulation of transcription by RNA polymerase II
Cellular component (GO): nucleus
Molecular function (GO): RNA polymerase II cis-regulatory region sequence-specific DNA binding; DNA-binding transcription factor activity, RNA polymerase II-specific
Source: RefSeq, a predicted model, not a curated record
GACAGAGAGAGUAAGAGAGAGAGAGACAAACUGAAAAAAUGAAAGAAAAAACAGGUUCAACAGACAGGAGAAUUCUGUAUUAUAUUUUCCUGCCAAAUUCCGAUCUCUGCUUUCCUUCCCCUGCACUCACAAAGGGCUCAUAACUUACUGUCAACUGUGAGGGAAACCACAAAGCUCCACUGUUGCUCCGCAAAUAGGCUGUGUUGCUUGAUGGCUUCAGUGGCUGUAAAGUUUGCUUAACUGCAGCACUGACACUAGGCACUUUGGGAACUGCCGCCCCGUAAGGCCCCUAGCGAGGGACGAAGAGAGACAGAAAAGACGGCGAGCUGCUUUUCUUGUGUCUCGGAAUCGUCUCCGGCCGUGCAGGGACUGAAAGAGACACGCGUGCGAGUGAGAUUGUGUGUGUGUGUGUGUGUGAGCGGAGGAGCUUAACAGCUGCUCUGCCGGUUGCUCCGUUCAUGUGCGAGAGCGUACUCCGUUCAGCGUGCCGUCGGAUGUGUUCUGACAAGACGUGCCGUGGCUGGGACGGGGACGAACGGCCUGUCUGUGCUCGAGUGUUUUUGUGUGUGUUUGUGUGUGCCAGAAUUUGAGGAAGUGUUAUGCCAUCCAGCUCUGAAGUGGUGUGUGAAGAACAGAGAAGGAAAGGAGCGGCCAAACAGGCUGAGGGAGACAGUAUCAGAAUCAUGUCUUCCAAGCAAGCCACUUCUCCAUUUGCCUCGACCCCUGACGGAGGUGAGGAUGGAUUGAGUCAGGAGCGCAUGUCCUGGGAGAAGGAAGAGAACUCUGAGUCGCUAGUCGCCCCUCAGCUGCCCCUGCACAAUCUGCUCCACAACAAACCUCCCCUGGAGGAGCUUCAGCCAAUCAGCAGCAGCGUGCCGCCCGAAUCCGACUGGGAGAGCCUGAUGUCGGCCCAGCAGCGCAUGGAAUCGGACAGCGAUAAAGUAUGUUCCUUAUACUCCUUCCGGAAUAACUCUACCUCUCCACACAAACCAGAGGAGGGGGCCAGGGAGCGCGGCGACCUGCUGAGCAGCUCAGCCUUCGGAACGCCAGAGCGCCGCAAAGGAAGCCUGGCCGAUGUGGUGGACACACUGAAACAGAAGAAACUAGAGGAGAUGACAAAGACAGAGCAUGACGAAUCCUCCUGCAUGGAGAAACUUCUUUCUAAAGACUGGAAAGAAAAGAUGGAGCGACUCAACACAGGCGAGCUGUUAGGAGAAAUUAAAGGUACUCCAGAAAGUCUUGCAGAGAAGGAGCGACAGCUCUCCACCAUGAUCACACAGCUCAUCAGCCUACGAGAGCAGCUCCUGUCCGCCCAUGACGAGCAGAAGAAACUGGCCGCCUCGCAGAUGGAGAAACAACGUCAGCAAAUGGAGCUGGCACGCCAACAGCAAGAGCAGAUUGCCAGACAACAGCAGCAACUUCUGCAGCAACAGCACAAAAUCAAUCUCCUCCAGCAGCAGAUCCAGCAGGUCCAGGGUCACAUGCCUCCACUCAUGAUCCCCAUUUUUCCACACGACCAGCGCACUCUGGCAGCGGCCGCUGCAGCCCAGCAGGGCUUCCUCUUCCCCCCAGGCAUGUCCUAUAAGCCAGGUGAUAACUACCCGGUGCAGUUCAUUCCAUCCACAAUGGCAGCUGCUGCCGCGUCAGGACUCAACCCUCUGCAGCUUCAGCAACUCUACGCCGCCCAGCUGGCCAGCAUGCAGGUCUCUCCAGGAGCCAAGAUGCCUCCGCUGCCCCAGCCCCCCAAUUCUGCCGGGCAAAUCUCCCCGUCUGCCUUGAAGAACGAGAAGAGGUCCUCAACCCCCCUGGCUCAAGUCAAGGAGGAGGGAACACAGCCUCUCAACCUCUCUGCCCGGCCCAAGACAGCUGAUUCCGUCAAAUCCCCCACAUCCCCGACACAGAUCCUCUUUCCAGGCAGCAAGAGCAGCCCGAACAGCCUGUCCAAGAGCGGAGGCAUCCCCAGUCCCAUCGGAGGAAUGGGUCGUGGCUCUUCUCUAGACAUUCUGUCCAGCCUGAACUCAACAGCGCUGUUUGGAGAUCAGGAUGCAGUGAUGAAGGCCAUUCAGGAAGCGAGGAAGAUGAGGGAGCAGAUUCAGAGAGAGCAGCUUCAGCAUCAUCAGCAGGGAAUGGAGGCCAAGCUGUCUGCCCUCGCCAGCAUGGGCCUGAACAACUGCAGGGCUGAUAAGGAGAGGUCUCAUUAUGACAGCCUUGGCCAUCACCUGGGCAAACUAGGCGAGGAUGGAAAGAUCGGUCACAGAGUCAUCGACCUCACCAGGCCAGAGGAUUUCGACGGGUGUAGGGAACUGAAUGGCUCUGCAGAUAAACCACAUCAGUAUUAUUGUUGGCCAACAGGAGGCGCCAGCACUACCGAGGCACGGGUCUACAGGGAACCCCGGGGAAGGAACAGUAACGAACCUCACAUCAAACGGCCCAUGAACGCCUUCAUGGUCUGGGCCAAAGAUGAGCGCCGCAAAAUCCUUCAGGCCUUCCCAGACAUGCACAACUCCAACAUCAGCAAAAUCUUGGGAUCUCGCUGGAAGUCCAUGACAAACCAGGAGAAACAACCGUAUUAUGAAGAGCAGGCACGGCUCAGCAAGAUCCACCUGGAGAAGUAUCCCAACUACAAGUACAAGCCCAGACCCAAGCGCACCUGCAUCAUCGACGGCAAGAAGCUGCGCAUCGGCGAGUACAAGCAGAUGAUGAGGUCGAGGAGGCAGGAGAUGAGGCAGUUCUUCACUGUGGGGCAGCAGCCACAGACGCAGAUCCCCAUCACCACCAGCGCAGGUGUCGUCUACCCCGGUGCCAUAACCAUGGCGACCACUACGCCCUCCCCUCACAUGACGUCAGACUGUUCCAGUGCCUCGGCCAGCCCCGAGCCCACCAUCCCCGUCAUCCAGAGCACCUUCAACAUGAAGAUGGAACCGGGCACCAUGGUGUCUAGCGACCCAGUGAACGGAGAGGACGAGAUGGACAUGUACGAGGACUUUGAGGAUGAGCCCAAAUCGGACUACAGCAGUGACACACAGGAGCCGGUCAGUGCCAACUGAGGCCAAGACACACCCUGUGAAGAAUAUCCUUUUAUUAGAGGGAAGACUGAAGAAGAUGAAAAAGAGAACAUGACGAACAAAAAAAAAAAAAAAAAGAAAUCGAAAAACUUGUUUCUAACGA